Messenger RNA from Gymnodraco acuticeps, 3255 nucleotides. It is a transcript of the gene selenoo1, whose product is annotated as selenoprotein O1. The record is from RefSeq and is a predicted model, not a curated record. The transcript has 9 exons. NCBI's taxonomy places the organism in Eukaryota, Metazoa, Chordata, Actinopteri, Perciformes, Bathydraconidae.
UUCCUGUUUCCGGACAAGUAUUGAUGUAACACAGUCCGAUUAGCAAACAUCCGCUGUAGUUUAUUGCAGCUAUUAUGAAAGCCGGACAGGUGACCAGUGCCACCACUUCGUAACACUGCCAGUGAACAUACCCAGACAGAUGGCCUUGUUUGAAUGGCUUAUUUAGCUCCUCGGCUUGGACACUUUCGCAUCUUUAACCACAGUGUUUCCGCGUGCAGGCUGCUCGGCAUGGCCGACAUGGGUCUUGCGCUGAGUCGGUCCCCGCUGGAGAGGCUCGACUUCGACAACGUCGCGCUCAAGAAACUUCCCCUGGACUCGUCCGAGGAGCCGGGGGUGCGGCAGGUGAAUGGCGCGUGUUUCUCCCGGGUGAAGCCGCAGCCGGUGACCAAGCCUCGCUUCGUGGCGGUGUCUCAUGAAGCUCUCGCACUGCUGGGGCUGAACGGAGAGGAGGUCAUGACCGACCCGCUCGGGCCGGAGUACCUCAGCGGGUCCAGAGUCAUGCCGGGCUCCGAGACCGCCGCUCACUGCUACUGCGGACACCAGUUCGGCCAGUUCGCCGGGCAGCUGGGCGACGGGGCGGCCACCUACCUGGGCGAGGUGAAGGUCCCUCCCGGCCAAGACUCCGACCUGCUCCGGGAAAACCCGAGCGGCCGGUGGGAGAUUCAGGUGAAAGGAGCUGGAAAGACUCCUUUUUCCAGACAAGCUGACGGACGUAAGGUCCUGCGCUCCAGUAUAAGAGAGUUCCUGUGCAGCGAGGUGAUGUUCUUCCUGGGUGUCCCCACCACCAGAGCAGGCUCCGUAGUCACCUCUGACAGCAGGGUUGUACGAGAUGUGUACUACAGCGGGAACCCUCGUAACGAGAGAUGCUCUGUUGUCCUCCGCAUUGCCCCCACCUUCCUCAGGUUCGGAUCCUUUGAGAUCUUCAAGCAGGCUGAUGAAUCUACGGGUCGUCAGGGCCCCAGCUACGGACGUCAUGAGAUCCGAAGUCAGAUGAUGGAUUAUGUCAUUGAGAUGUUUUACCCUGAGAUCCAGCGGAAUCACCCAGAUAGGGUGGAGAGGAACGUGGCUUUCUUCAGAGAGGUGAUGCUGCGCACGGCUCGACUCGUGGCUCAGUGGCAGUGUGUGGGUUUCUGCCAUGGAGUCCUGAACACGGACAACAUGAGCAUCCUGGGACUCACGCUGGACUACGGUCCAUAUGGAUUCAUGGACAGGUUUGAUCCAAAUUUCAUUUGCAACGCUUCUGACAACUCCGGCCGAUACUCCUACCAGGCGCAGCCGGCUAUCUGCAGGUGGAACCUGGUGAAGCUGGCGGAGGCUCUCGCUCCAGAGCUGCCACCGGACCGGGCUGAGGAAGUUGUUGAUGAGUACCUCGAUCUGUACAACGGCUUCUACCUGGAGACCAUGAGGAAGAAGCUGGGCUUAUUGAAGAAGGACGAGCCGGAGGAUGAGGUCUUGAUCACAGAGCUGCUGCAGACCAUGCACAACACAGGAGCUGACUUCACCAACACCUUCCGUAGCUUGAGUCAGAUUUCCUGUCCCACUGAGGGUGAAGGUGAAGAGGAAGAGGAGCUGGUGAGGAAGGCCACUGAGCUCCUGCUGCAGCAGUGCGCCUCCUUAGAGGAGCUCAAGGCUGCCAACAAACCCACUAUGGAUACACGUGAACUGGCCAUGCUGCUCUCCAUGGCUCAGAGCAACCCAGCGCUGUUCCAGAUGAUCUCAGACAGGGUGACAAUUGCGAGGCAGUUGGAGAUAAUCAGCAAACUGAAAGACCUGAUGGAGACCAGCCAGGAAGAGCUGCAAAGCAAACAUGCGGAAGACUGGAGCGGCUGGAUCACACGCUAUAGGAAGCGUCUGGCGCGGGAGCUGGAGGGCCAGAGCGAUGUGAGGGCGCUGCAGGAGGAGAGGGUGAGGGUGAUGGACAGCACCAACCCUCGCGUGGUGCUCAGGAACUACAUCGCCCAGAAUGCAAUUGAGGCUGCUGAAAAUGGAGACUUCUCUGAGGUCCAGCGGGUCCUCAAAGUUCUGCAGAAGCCUUUCUCUUCACAGCCCGGUCUGGAGAGUCCUGCCUGGGUGGGCCGAGGCCAGACCCUCGACCAGGGGGAGAGGGAUGAGGAAGAGGAGGAGGAGCAGCAGGAGGCGGCGGCAUCUUCAUCUUCAUCAACAGCCAGAACUCCUGUUCCCUACGACAGCAAGCCCCCAACCUGGGCCAAUGAAAUCUGUGUCACAUGAUCUUCGUAAUAACUUCCUUGAUUGUUUCCUGCCUAAAAUAAUGAGAGGGGUAUAAGGUGUUUUAAAUAUGUUUAUGUCUGUACAACUCUUUAUUACUUGGGCAGGCAGCGUCUUGGAAGUUAGCAUGAGGCGCGACACCCCACAGGUUACCCAACUCAUACAAGGCAGACAGGGAGUGAGAUUAAUUUGGUGCACAAAAGCAAAUACAAAUAUGAUAUAUGCUAGGUUAUAUGAAAAGCUUGUCUCUGUAACUGAAGAUUUCAGGACAAUGGAUUUAAAGUCCUUCUUAUAUACGAUUGGCUUUAACAUCAAAAGUGAUCUAAUAUAAGGAAUGUGGUCGAUGAGUGUUUUUUCUGAUCCCCUUGAAUGCAAGACGCAUUAAUGGUGGAAAAAACAUGACCAUUAAACAUGAAUGGCACAAAAUAAUAAUAGUUUGAAAAUGCAUCAAAACUAAUUUUUGAAGAAAAACUGUGACUACACUAAGAAGCCAAUCCGAUCGUUCCCUGCCUGCUUGGGAUUUGUUUAGGUAUUGAUGACGACUCGGGCAACAAGUCCUUCAGUGACCUGUCUGACUCUGAAAAACUGUGGGGUGUCACCUCAAAAGAAACCAAAAAAAAACAUGUGUGAGAGAGAGAGAGAGAGAGAUAUGAUGAUGAUUUUAGGAAUGUAUUUGGGUGAAUGGUUAUGAUCCAACAAGCCGCAGUUGAUAAACAUGCACAAUAUUCUCCUGUUGUAGAAACAUUUGCCUUUUCCAUUGUCACAGCACCACUUUAUAGGCACAGAGCCACAAGCAACACAAUGUCACCGAACAUGUUCAGUGAGCAGUUAACCUAGACUGUCGAGCAAAGUAGAAAUCGGGUUUUGAAAAUAAAACGUUCUAAGGUGAAGUUUAUUGUAGUAUGUGGCAUAAAUGUGACCCUAAUUCAUGAAUUUGUUUUAACCGUGAUGCCUCAGCACUAAUAAUAGCUUGCCAUAUUUGAAAGAGGGUCAUUGUGUUAGUUUGACAAUAAAAAUGAUUUUAUAAGU